Messenger RNA from Penicillium oxalicum, 1554 nucleotides. RefSeq names its product F-box protein. Bases 1 to 1554 code for a protein of 517 amino acids. The transcript has a single exon. The record is from RefSeq and is a predicted model, not a curated record. Lineage: Eukaryota; Fungi; Ascomycota; Eurotiomycetes; Eurotiales; Aspergillaceae. Gene Ontology annotation, molecular function: protein binding.
AUGAGACUCGAUCACCUCCCCAAGGAGAUGGUUCUGGAAUUUGUACCUUUCCUCACAAGGCAUGAUCUCGCGCAACUGGUGUUGGUGUGCAAGUCCUGGUACUCCCUCUUUAUCCCACAUCUCUAUCAUCAUGUCAUGCUUCCCCUGAACGAUUACUGUGGGUCUGGCUACGGCCGGAUGCGUUUCGGAAAACCAGACCUUCCCGUGCGUCGGUUCACGAUGGCUCUGAUUGAAAAUCCAAGUCUCGCUCUGCUGAUUCACUCCCUCGAGCUGUACCCGAGCGAUUGCGAGGGGAAAUGGCAGAACCGACCCCCGCUGCAGCCGCUGACCGAAGACAAAUAUCGUCUCUCGAUGUUGCCCCAUGGGGAUUCGAAGCGCAAGUAUCGUCGGAAGUUCCAUACCUGGCGCCGAGACCUUAAACCCAGAUCGGAACGACAGGACUGGUAUCGAGACUGGCGAUAUGACGAUGCUUGGCUCGCCUUGCUCGUAGUCCAAGUCAAGAAUCUUGAAAAAUUUGCCAUGGAGUUACCGGAAGAGUGGUUUCACCUGACUGAAGACUGCCAACUAAAGAGAUCCGUCCACUUUGAACGGGUCAUUCAAUGGGCGAGCAACCCCUCGUUGGGAGUGCUCACACGCCUCUCACACGUCUCGUUGACCAACGGCCCGGCGUUUUGGGAGCCUGGGACUGCCGUCAACGCGAUGCCAUUGCACCGACUGAUCCCCUUUCUGCGAAUUCCGUCAUUGCGAAAGCUUUACGUGAAAGAUGCGUGUGAUCGGUUACGAUUCAAAAUACCAAGAGACCUGGCCCGUCAACUGACUCAUCUUGACCUUGAGGCGCCUGGUGGGAGACUGCCGAAUCUUCCUGGUCUGCUGGAGAGGUGCACCGGCCUGCAAUCGUUUACCCUCGAACAGGACGACUGGGAGGAUGGUCAUAGACACGAUUGUCUCGACUUUUCGUCCCUAUACCGGCCUUUACUACAAUCUCGAUCUUCGCUGCGUCACUUGAAGAUCACAUUUCCGAGCACCCGAUCUUGGCAGGAUGCCGAGGUUCCCAAGCCGGUCUUCUUCGGGAGCCUGGCCGAGUUCCCAAAUCUCCAGAGUGUCCAUAUGCGAUGGAAUAAUCUAAUGCCAUUUUUCGGGAACGGGAUCUCCAGUGCCCCAAAAUCGCUUCGCGGGCUGCUUCCAUGCUCGCUUAAGCAUCUUUUUCUCGAAGAUUGCCUCAUUCAAAGCACCUGGCUUCUGUGCGAUGAACUGGAAGGGCUAUUUAUCCAUUUUUCAGAGACGCUUCCCUUGCUCGAGACGCUUUAUCUACGCUAUGCCGCGAGAGAGCAAGUCUGCGGACAAGGGUGCCGAAAUUGUGCUCGUGGUUGGUCCGAAUGGCAAAUGAUGAAACCAGAUCCUGUACUCAACGGUCGCCUGCUCGAAUUGCAAGAUAAAUUCCGUGGAUUAGGCGUGGAUUUCCACGUCAUCAAACAAGAAGUCCCCGUGAAGUUCCCUCAGGAAAGUGCCAUCCGGAAGAAGUGGCUGUGGGAAAGAUCCGGAAAAUUGCGAUAG